Molecule: messenger RNA, 837 nt
Organism: Suillus clintonianus
Lineage: Eukaryota; Fungi; Basidiomycota; Agaricomycetes; Boletales; Suillaceae
Product: ribosomal protein L4
Exons: 4
Coding region: 1-837 (278 amino acids)
Biological process (GO): ribosome biogenesis
Cellular component (GO): ribonucleoprotein complex
Source: RefSeq, a predicted model, not a curated record
AUGCUAAUUCGUUCUCGUCUCAAUGACCAGCCCCCCAAAGCCAAGGCCGGUUCCCGCAAGAAGCCCGCACCCGCUCCAGGUGCUGCUGCCAAAGCCGCAAAAACCACAAAAAACCCUCUCUUCGAGGCCAAGCCCAAGAACUUUGGCAUCGGUCAACACAUUCGUCCUAAGACCGAUCUCACUCGCUUCGUCAAGUGGCCCGAGUAUAUCCGCCUUCAACGCCAGAAGGUCAUUCUCUCUCAGCGCUUGAAGGUCCCUCCUGCUAUUGCCCAGUUCUCCCAUACUCUGGACAAGAACACUGCUACACAGCUCUUCAAGCUCCUCAACAAGUACCGCCCAGAGAGCAAGGUCGAGAAGAAGGAGCGUCUCGAGGCUCUAGCCAAAGCUGCCACUGAAGCAAAGGAGCCUGCAAAGGACAAGAAACCUCUUUUCGUUAAAUACGGUUUGAACCACUGUGUCGCCCUCAUUGAGGCAAAGAAGGCGUCCCUUGUCAUUAUUGCCCAUGACGUCGACCCCAUUGAGUUGGUCGUCUUCCUUCCCGCACUUUGUCGCAAGAUGGGUGUUCCCUAUGUCAUCGUCAAGGGCAAAGCCCGUCUCGGCACUGUCGUCCACAAGAAGACUGCCGCCGUCCUCACCCUCCAAGAUGUCAACAGCGAGGAUCAGCGCGAGCUCGCGACCCUCGUCAGCGCCGCCAAGGCCAACUUCACUGACAAGUACGAGGAUCAACGCCGUCACUGGGGUGGUGGUCUCCGUGGAAACAAGUCCACUCAAAUGAUGCGCAAGCGUGCAAAGGCUGCUGGUCAAGACUCCAAGGCUGCUGCUCUUGGCAAGCUGUAA